This is a messenger RNA of Pollicipes pollicipes, 1958 nucleotides long. Its product is annotated as E3 ubiquitin-protein ligase TRIM9. The transcript is spliced from 12 exons. The record is from RefSeq and is a predicted model, not a curated record. Lineage: Eukaryota; Metazoa; Arthropoda; Thecostraca; Pollicipedomorpha; Pollicipedidae. The coding region runs from base 1 to 1926 and encodes 641 amino acids. Gene Ontology annotation, molecular function: zinc ion binding; protein binding. Gene Ontology annotation, biological process: axon guidance. Gene Ontology annotation, cellular component: neuron projection.
AUGGAGGACGAGCUGCGAUGCGCCGCGUGCCACCAGUUCUACAGCAACCCAGUGCUGCUACCAUGCGGGCACGCGCUGUGCCUCAACUGCGCGCUGCAGCGGCAGUGCGCGCCGUCGGCGUCGGCGAGCCGGCCUGACCCGGACGAGUCGGACACGUCGGGCUCCGAUGUGGACAAGCUGUCGGUGGCAAGCGAGACGGACAGCGGCGUGGUGUGCGGAGGCAGCGGCAGCCGGCCGCACUCCUACUUGGGCUCGCCGGAGCCGGCGCCGCUGGCGCUGCAGUGCCGCCAGUGCGGCAAGCACGUCUACUUCGACGAGAACGGCGCGUACAACCUGCCGCGCUACCGCACGCUGCAGAAGGUCGUCGACCGGUACGUCGAAGCCAAGGACGUGACGCUCAAGUGUCAGCUGUGCGAGGCGGCACCGCGCGACGCGGCGGUGCUAUGCGAGCAGUCCCUGGCGCGCCACCAGCAGCCCAGCUGCUGCGCCGAGCACCCCGGCCAGCAGCUGGUCAACUACUGCGUCGACUGCAAGCUGGCCGUCUGCAACGGCUGCGUGCAGGAGGGCAAACACCGCUCGCACGAGCUGCAGUCGCUGGCGGCCGUCGCCAAGACCCACAAGACGGACCUGUCGUUCCACCUGCAGCAGCUGACGGAGCGCGCCAAGGUGGCCGCCGACUACAUCCACCAGCUGAAGGGGCUGGCCGACGUCGUCACGGACAACUGCACCGACUUCGAGGCGUCGAUCGCGGAGCAGUGCGAUCAGCUGAUCGAGCUGGUGCACCAGCGGCGGGAGCAGCUGGUGCAGUACCUGCACUCUACCCGCGACGACAAGAUCCGUUCUCUGAAACAGCAGGUGUCCCAGGCCACGGCCCGGCUGCAGCAGACCAACGGCCUGCUCAUGUUCUGCAUCGAGGCGCUCAAGGAGCGCGACGACAGCGCCUUCCUCCAGAUCAGCCAGACGCUGACGCACCGGGUGGCCUCGUACGACCUGAUGUGGGGCCGCGACAUCACCGAGCCGCACGUCAGCGCCGACCUCGACCUCAGCCUGGAGACGGCCACCGUGCGCGCCGCCCUGCAGCAGUUCAACUUCAUCGAGAUGAGACCCUGCAAGCCAGGAGAGGAGAGACAACCAGCAGCGCCGGGCCGUCCGACCCUGGUGGCGGAGGAGUGCUCGGCUGAGAACAACACGCUGACCCUGAGCUGGCGGCCGCAGCCGACCUCGCACCACGACGGCUUCAUAGUGCAGCUGGACGACGGCGGCGGCUUCAAGGACGCCUACUGCGGCCGCGAGACGCCGUGUCGCAUCAGCGGGCUGCACUUCAACACACGCUACACGUGCCGCGUCAAGGGCUACAACAGCUCUGGCGACGGGCCGCCCAGCGACGCCCUCUGUCUGAAGACCACCGACGUGGCGUGGUUCACCUUCGACCCGAGCGGACGGCACCGAGACAUCGUGCUGAGUCGCGGCGACUGCAGCGCCACCUGUGACAGCUUCGAGAGCCGCCUGGCGCUUGGGUCAGUGGGCUUCGCCCGCGGCGUCCACUAUUGGGAGUUCUCCGUCGACAAGUUCGAGGGCAACGCUGAUCCGGCCUUCGGCAUGGCGCGAGCCGGCGUCAGCCGGGACGCCAUGCUAGGCAAGGACAACAAGGGCUGGAGCAUGUACAUCGACGGCAAGCGGUCGUGGCUGAUGCACCAGGACAUCCACUCGGGGCGAGCGGAGGGCGGCAUCAAGGCCGGCGACACGGUGGGCGUGCUGCUCAACCUGACCACGCAGAAGCUCACCUUCUACGUCAAUGACGUCAUUCAGGGCCGGAUUGACUUCGGUGGCCUGCAGGGCACCUUCUACCCGGCGGUGAGCCUCAACAGAAACGUGUCGGUGACCCUGCACACGGCGCUGGACCCGCCGGGCGACGCCGACGGCUAGAGGGCGCGGCGAGCGGGCCGCGUCCUGCGCCC